GCACCGCGGCGGCGGCGGGAUUACGUAAGCAGCCGCUCCGCCGUUUCCUCGCUGCCACUCCGCUCUAAAGUCAGAAACCAAAACAGCGGCGACUCAGCCUGAAUCUGACCCUCCGAAACCAGAACCAGAACCCGAACCCGGAGAGACAUGGACCCAUCUACCGCCAGGAAGGAGCCCGAGACCACCUGCGUGCUGUGCUGCCAGGACAUCGAGAUCUUCGCCGUGGGGAAGUGUGACCACCCGGUGUGCUACCGCUGCUCCACCAAGAUGCGGGUGCUGUGCGAGCAGCGAUACUGCGCCGUGUGCCGGGAGGAGCUCGACAAGGUUAUUUUCGUAAGGAAGCUAAAACCAUUUGCUGCUCUUCCUCACCAUGAAUACCAGAGUGAGAAGAAAUAUGACAUCUAUUUCAGUGAUGGGAAAAUCUUUGCCCAGUUCAGGAGGAUUUUGCUUUUUGAAUGUCCGCAUUGUCCCGAGUCCAAAGUGUUCUCCAAGUUUGAGGAGCUGGAGCAGCACAUGAGGAAGCAGCAUGAGCUCUUUUGCUGCAAGCUCUGUGCUAAGCACUUAAAGAUAUUUGCCUAUGAGAGGAAAUGGUAUAAUCGCAAGGACCUGGCUCGACAUCGGACGCAAGGGGACCCGGAUGACACCUCUCAUCGUGGCCAUCCGCUUUGUAAAUUCUGUGAUGAUCGGUACCUGGAUAACGACGAACUGCUUAAGCACUUAAGGCGAGACCACUUCUUCUGCCAUUUCUGUGAUGCGGAUGGGGCACAGGAAUACUACAGUGACUACCAAUACCUCAGUGAGCACUUCCGAGAGAGCCAUUAUCUGUGUGAGGAGGGUCGCUGCAGCACAGAACAGUUCACGCAUGCUUUUCGCACAGAGAUCGACUACAAGGCCCACAAGGCUGCCGCCCACAGUAAGAGCCGGGCUGAGGCGCGGCAGAACCGCCAGAUCGACAUACAGUUCAACUACGCUCCCCGACAGCAGAGGAGGAAUGAUGGUAUGGUAGGUGGAGAAGACUAUGAGGAAGUAGAUCGUUUUAACAGACAGACACGGCCUGGGAGAGGAGGAGGAGGGCGUGGUGGAUCACACAAUGUAAGAAGCUGGAGGUAUAUUAGAGAGGAGGAGGAUCGGGAUCUGGUUGCUGCUCUUCAGGCCUCGCAGGCUCUUCGCCGACAGGAAGAGAGAAGACAUGCUCAUGAGAGAGGCAACCAGAAACCACGCAUGAAGGAGGAGAAGAUGGACACGGAUGAGUUGAGGAGCAGUAGAAGUGCAGCUAAACCUCCGAGUGAUGUGCAAGGGAGACCAAUGGGUGGUACUAAGGGUGGUAAUGGUAAUGGUAACGGUCCACUCAAAGGAGAGGAUUUCCCAAUUUUAGGAGCUGGUGCAGCACCUCCACCACCCAUUCAGAGCACGAUCAAACCCACUCCUGUCACCCUCAAAGAGGAUGACUUCCCAAGCCUGGUACAGUCUGGUGCAGCAGUUUCAACUCCAAUGACCACAUCCUACAUGACCUCAGCUAAAAAACACUCUUCCUUCCAAGAAGAAGAUUUCCCAGCCCUCGUCUCAAAGAUCAAACCCCUAAAAACCCAGGGGAACGCAGCGACUGCCUGGUCCCAAGCAGGAGGCAAACCUGCGGCGUCCAACAACAAACCUGUGGUUCUGCCAACUAGGGUUCCUCCCGCACAUCCUGCUCCUGUGUUCACCGCCAGCGAUCCACCGCCCACCAGCAGCGUUCCUCAGGCCCUCACGUCUUCUCGCCGCAAGAAGAAGCUCACCUCUUCGGAAACCGCUAAAGCUGCACCUAAAGUGAAAUCUCCAGUGUCCUCAGAUGAUGAAACCGGUGGAAAAACAUCCCAGGAGAUCCGUGCUAUUCCCACCAUGCUGGAGAUCUCCUCCCUGUUAACGGUAAAGCCUGGCUCACAGCCAAAUGCCAAAGCUGGUAAAAAGAAGAAGCAAGCUAUGACCACCCCUUCUGGGACGUCUUCACAUGAUGUGGAACUGGUAACUCUCGCAGCUCACAAAGAAAACGUUCCUGAGACCAAACCACCAGAUGUCAGUGUUCCUAAAGGACCUGUGGUUCCCAAAACGAACACGUUUAUGAAUGGUUAUAAGGAUAAAACUACUGAUACUAUUUCCUAUGCAAGUCCUAUUGAAGAACCCCCUGCUCCUAAAAAGCAACCUGUAUCAGUUGUUACAGAAGAGGAGGAAUUCCCUGCUCUUACUGUUAAGAAACCUCCACCUGGUUUUAAAGGUACAUUCCCACUGAAGAGCAGUCAGACUGGGUUGCCUCCUCCUCCUCCUCCUGGUCUUGGGCCUGUGGUCAGCAAGCCUCCACCAGGAUUCACUGGUGUUCCACUUAACAGUAAUGUAGUUGAACCCACACUGCCGGUAUUUAACAGACCUACUCUCUCCACAUCUGAGACCUAUCAAAUGCCUGAAAACUUUAAGCAGAGGAACAUGGAGCUCAUCCAGUCUAUUAAAAACUUUCUCCAAAAUGAUGAAUUCAAGUUUAAUGAAUUCAAAAAUUAUUCCGGCCAGUUUAGACAGGGUGUAAUGUCCGCUGCCCAGUACCACAAAAGCUGCCGGGAUCUGCUGGGUGAGAGCUUCGGCAGGGUCUUUAAUGAGCUGCUGGUUCUUCUUCCAGAUACUCAGAAACAGCAGGAGCUUCUCGCUGCCCAUGCGGACUUUAAGGUCUUGGAGAAACAGCAGCAAGGCUCCAAGCCCAAGAAGAACAAAAAGAAAGCCUGGCAGACGGGUAACGCCAACAACAGCCUCGAACUGGACUGCCAAGUGUGUCCCACCUGCAAGCAGGUGCUGGCCCUUAAAGACUUUAAUGCCCAUAAGACCCUGCACAUCGGAGAGGACGACUUUCCUUCCCUCCAGGCCAUCAGCAAGAUCAUCAGUUAACUGCCAGUAACAGGGGCAGCACCCCAGCACACAGACUGCCGCUUCUUCAGGAUCAUAGAAGUUUAAGAGGUUGAGUGCUCAUCUGAAAUGUAGUGCUACAAAACCAUGACUUUUGGUAUUUUUGGGAACGUUUCCAUAGAACUGCAUUGCUGAACAGAAGAGACUAUUCAAUGUCUUUUUGGUAUAUUUAAAAAGUGAGGUGGUAUCUGAAGGGAUAUUUUCUUUCUCAAGUAUUAAUUAGUACUGUAUAUUCCAUUAUUUCCUAAUCCAAAAUCACUGCUUUUUUUCUAAAGUCGUUUUCAGGUUUCUACCAGAGCUUUUAAGCAUGGUCGUUUUCUAAUUCUAGUUUGCUGCAUUUUGAAAUUUAUUUAUUUUGUAAAUUUCUCAACAUUUCACUCUGAAGAUGUCAUUACCUGCUUCUCAACAACAAAAUAAAGGAGGUACAUUUAUUUGAA
This is a messenger RNA of Astyanax mexicanus (Mexican tetra), 3362 nucleotides long. It is a transcript of the gene znf598, whose product is annotated as zinc finger protein 598. Lineage: Eukaryota; Metazoa; Chordata; Actinopteri; Characiformes; Acestrorhamphidae. Gene Ontology annotation, biological process: protein ubiquitination; rescue of stalled cytosolic ribosome. The transcript has 12 exons. The record is from RefSeq and is a predicted model, not a curated record. Gene Ontology annotation, molecular function: ubiquitin protein ligase activity; ribosome binding. Bases 148 to 2907 code for a protein of 919 amino acids.